AUGGAGAAGAAAGCCUUUUAUCAUCAGAAUGAGUUCUACGAUGAUGAGCAUCGCCAUGAUGUUGAUGCCUUGGAAUCAGCUGAGCUGAACCCCAGCCCUUUCCGCCGCGACCGACUUGCAGUAAGGGUCUUACAUCGUUUCAUCAUCGCCAUCACCGUCGGCUUCAUCUGUUUUACCGCUUUAAGCUGGUUACCUCUCUCUAUACCGAAUUUUCGUCUGCCAUGUCAUCGAAUCUCAAAGGAGAGCGUAGAUGAUGGUCUUAGGUUCCCAUCGUUCAUGGGGGAUGAUGCGGUGCCCCUACGCACGUUCAAGGCACCAGCAGGCAGCAAAAGAAUUCCUCUGGAAGCUCAUAUCAUGAGCAGGUGUCCAGAUGCGCGAGACUGCCUCCGGCAACUGGUAGUGCCCGCCAUGGAACAAAUCAGUGAUAAAGUGGAUUUCGAACUGUCAUUCAUUGCAAGUGUGUCCAACAAGUCUACAGAGGUGAUUUGCAAGCAUGGCCCCACCGAAUGCAUCGGUAACAUGCUCGUCCUCUGUGCCGCGAACCUCCCCUUCCCAUCUAGGGGACAUAGCAUGAGCCGGACCCCUACUAUCCGCUCCCUGGGAUUUGCCAACUGCCUGGUCAGCUCCUACGAACGAAUCCCUGAGCGUUCCUUUGUUGAGCAGUGCGCUUUGGAGCAUGGCAUCGACUUUGAUGCUUUGAACGAGUGCGCCAGCCAACAGGAUGAUGAUCCUGGUCAUGAUGGGUUUGAUAAAGACCCUCUGAGUGGCAUUGCGCUGCUGCGCAAGAGUGCACUUUACAGCGAAUCUCUCGGUAUCAAGACAAGCUGCACUGUUCGACUGGAUGAGCAGGUGUGGUGUGUUCGUGAUGACGGGGUAUGGAAAGACUGUGCGAAGGGAGGAGAAGGCAGCCAGGUCUCUGUCUUCGUGGAGGAGAUCAAGAAGCUUUGGAAGCAGCAGAACUGA
Molecule: messenger RNA, 963 nt
Organism: Aspergillus clavatus NRRL 1
Lineage: Eukaryota; Fungi; Ascomycota; Eurotiomycetes; Eurotiales; Aspergillaceae
Product: GILT family protein
Exons: 2
Coding region: 1-963 (320 amino acids)
Molecular function (GO): oxidoreductase activity, acting on a sulfur group of donors, disulfide as acceptor
Source: RefSeq, a predicted model, not a curated record